Molecule: messenger RNA, 285 nt
Organism: Pisolithus orientalis
Lineage: Eukaryota; Fungi; Basidiomycota; Agaricomycetes; Boletales; Pisolithaceae
Exons: 1
Coding region: 1-285 (94 amino acids)
Biological process (GO): mitochondrial respiratory chain complex II assembly
Cellular component (GO): mitochondrion
Source: RefSeq, a predicted model, not a curated record
AUGUCUUCCUCAGGUCUGAACAGACCCUCCCCUCCCCCACUCCCCCGUGAACUCCAGCGCGAAUUCGAACAACUCCAACGCCAAGCUCAGGCACCGUUAUCUUCACAACAGUCUGAAGAGGGACUUGCUCUCCACCCCGAUGCAAGAACGCCUCUCACCCCCGAGUUCGAGGGUCCAGUCAACCCCAAAACAGGCGAGGAGGGUGGCCCAAAGAGAGAGCCAGUCGCAAAGUGGGCUGAGGGUGGGGGAGACUGGAGCUUCAAGGGUCGAGUUACCGACUUUUGA